Messenger RNA from Zonotrichia albicollis (white-throated sparrow), 5296 nucleotides. Lineage: Eukaryota; Metazoa; Chordata; Aves; Passeriformes; Passerellidae. The record is from RefSeq and is a predicted model, not a curated record.
UCAGCUCUUGUCAGGAGGCAUUGGGCGUCUGGUUGUCACGUCGCUUGUGGAAACAAAAAUAACAAAGGUAGUGGGUUGCGUCUGGAAUGCUGACUGGAACUAGAGCCCUAAAACUGCAAUGUUGGUAAUAUAAUUUGAGGUUAUCUUGCCCUGCCUAGGUAAUAACUUCAAGUUUCUUAACGUCCAUUUUAGACAAAAUGAAUUUAAAUUCUCUUUAGCUGUUACGUUUAGAUGUUGUCAGAACUAUAUUUGUUUGCUUUAUAGGUGAAAAAUCCUAAAGAUGAACAGCAAUGCACUACACGUGUCUUCAAAGCUGCCUUGGCUAGAAGUGGAAUGUAGUUUCCUGACAGAUCUUCUUACAAGGAAGUUGUAAAUCCGUUCUAAUGGCCAACAAGAAAGAGCCUCCUUUUUUUAAUAAAGAUAAUAUGGGACCAUUUCACUACAAACUUCCUUUCUAUGAAACUAUGGAGCUCUUCAUUGAAACGCUUACAGGAACCUGCUUUGAACUGCGAGUUUCCCCCUUUGAAACAGUUAUUUCUGUGAAAGCUAAAAUUCAAAGACUGGAAGGUAUUCCUGUCUCUCAGCAGCACUUAAUUUGGAACAAUAUGGAACUGAAGGAUGACUAUUGUUUGGAUGAUUAUAACAUUUCAGAAGGCUGCACUCUGAAGUUGGUUCUGGCUAUGCGAGGUGGACCUGUUAACACCAGAAGAGUUCCUGUGAAAGAUCCUAUCAGGGAAAUGGCUGAAUACAUGGAUCCUGCUAGAGACAAGGUGUGGGAGAAAGGGCCGUCCAACAAACAAGUCACCUUCCUCGUGUAUCGCGAAGGAGAUCGCUUGAAUUUCUUCCGUGUGGUUGACCGGGGCGAUGGCACUUUAACACCACUGUCUGAAUCUUUGAGAUUAGAGGGUGAAUACAAACUUUCUUUUAUUUUCAGCGGUGGUUCAGUUUAUAAUUUAUAUGCUGAUGAUGAAGAUGAGACAGAGGCAUCACCUUCUGGCCAACAGAUUAUUGAGAAUUCAAUUACUAUGAACAAAAUGAAACUGCUCAAGGCAAAGAUGGAGAACAUGAAUCUGAGUAAAAAGCCUAAGAAAACUGUCAAGGUGAAGCCUCGGCCUCCCAUGACUCCUCGACCAUCGAGUGGCUCGGUGGCUGCUGCCCGUCACCGCUUCCUCAGAGUGCUGCCCCACAUCGGACAGUCUUGCCUACCUCCUCCCGGGCAUUUGCAUCAGUCAGAGUCUCCCCAAAACGCACUUUCAGCACUGGCUACCUUGGCCACUGCUGGUAGAACAAUGCCAGCCACUGCUAAUCACUUCCUUAAGGAAGAUGACACUUGGCAGAGCAGCUCUUGGUCUCAGCCAGUGAAUAGCAUCAGGUUACCACCGAAAAUAUCUCGUGUUGAACUAGAAAAUGCAAAGCUACCUACAAAUAGUAUUCUGACUCCUGUUUCAUCCCUGCCUGCAAAUUCAGAAAAAGCACCUGAAAAUCCAACCUCAGCGAGUGAGGAGGAUGCUGUUUUGUUUCCAAACCUAACAAACGUGGAACUAUAUGGAAAAGAAGAACAUCUACCUGAACCAGAUGGUUAUGCUUUUUUAACAGAAGGAAGCACUGCUGAACAGUGUAGUGAGAUCUAUGACAUAGGAAAGGUGAACCCAGAGCUUGAACUGCCUGAUGGAGACAAAGAUUCUAAGGUUGUAGAGCAGCAUAGCAAACCUCUUGGCAAAGUGCUGAGCACUGCAGCAAUGGAGGCUGGUCUUCUCAGUACUCGUGAAUUAGGUCCUCAGAAGAAUCUGCUGUUGUCUCCCCUGCGGUAUUCAGCGCAAGUGGCACACCACAGUGCCCUGAAGCCACAAGCACAGCCCAGGUGCUUUGAGGCUGGUAACUUGAGAUCUGCAGCCUCCCCAAAUGUGCUUCGAUCGUUGGAAGUACGUAGUAUAGCAGACUCCUCUUUUCCUAGGACCACUAGAUUUUGUAGUGUGAAAGUAGAGUCACUUGGCAAAAGACCUGAUGUAAUUUCUAAAGCAGAGACUAGGGACAUCACAGAUGUGGCUAGCAAGACACCCAAAGAACCUGCGAGUUCUGUAAGUAACUUAGGAUUUCUGGCUUCGCUGGCCCGAAGCACAAACAGGGAAAGUUUACAGAGUUCCUGUGGGACUGACGGCUUUCGGACUUCUGGUAUUGCACUACCUGCAAGCCUGCAGCAUUUUCAGGAAGAAAGCUUUAGGAAAACUGCUCCUCCAAAUGAAGCUGCUGAAUAUAAUAUUCUAUCUGCGCAUGGGCUUGGAAUGAAUGGAAGUAUGGCAGCUGUAGGGAAAAGAGUAGGUGAAGCAACCCAUCUUCCACCUGUGAAUGGCUUAAUUCAAGCAAAAAAGAAAAUUUCAAAGCACUGCUUUCUUUGUGGCAAGAAAACUGGAUUGGCAACCAGCUAUGAGUGCAGAUGUGGAAACAACUUCUGUGCGACACACCGCUAUGCAGAGACUCACACUUGCACCUACGACUACAAGAGUGCGGGACGGAGAUAUUUACAGGAGACCAACCCCAUCAUUAGUGCACCAAAGCUUCCCAAAAUUUGACAUGGUUGUGCUGCAUGUGGCCGCUCUGCUGUUGAGGAAUUGUACUGAAUUGAGAGAAGCACUUGCUUAAACUGCAUCAUUUUGCCAUGCUCCGUAUUUAAAGAUUUGCCAAGUAACAAAAGCACAUGAGGAUGCAUCGAAGAAUAAUGUGAACACUACUGCAGUUAAAACUUUUCUUCUUGAGUGAAUGAAAGGUUAAAAAUUAGUUUCUGAAAACUUACACUAUGAUUUAACUGUUACUGCACGUGUUGUGUUUUAUAUUUGGAAAAGCUAUUUCACUAGACAAGUCUUUAAAGAUGCACUUUACUAACUUUACUGUAUAACCAGAGUUGAGGGGGUGUUGUAAUGAGGGUGUCACGUAAUGUCUUCUGUACUCUUGUUUUUGUCCAUUGUGUGGUAUCUUCUAAGUUAUUUCACUAGAAAGAUCCUCCUCCCUCCCCUUUCUUCAAACAGCCUGUUUUGAGAUUUUAAGGGGAUAGUGUGUUCCACCCCUCUGUUUCAUUCUGAUUGAUAUUCGUACAUUGUGUGUCCAUUCUGAAAAUUACAUAUCACCUUAAUCACAUUUUCUUAAAAUAAUGCUGUUUAUAUGACAAGUUUGUUUUUAAAUAGAAGGUUCCCUGUUUGUUGCCAUUAAAUAUAAGAAACAACUUAUUUUAACUUUUUUUGUAAUCCUAGAUUUUUUUAAGACUUCACAACUUGCUUUGUUAAGAUGUUGAAUGCUGUUACUGGAAGAAAUUCUAAUAAAUAUUAAAUUUUAUUCUUGUUUAUGCUGUCAUAAAUGCAAAAAAUUACUUCCCUCUUACAGUGUGUUCCUAAAUUAAAAGCUGGGCUCUGUUGGGAGGGUAUAUUUAUUUUCUUUUUUAUUCUGACCAACACUGUGUGCUUUAAAUAAACCUCCUGAAGUCUUACAGGUGUACCAGCAAAGACUAAAGGGAUGCACAACAAAGGGCUUGUAUUAACCUUUCUCCCCUCCAGCUGAUAGUAUACCAGCAGUUCAGUAAAUGCAUGAGACACUUCUAGUGAUUAUGUAGCCUCUGCAGAAACUGCUUUUGGAGGAAUAUUCCUACUGAAAUACUUUCUUCUUUCAUCCCCUUAAUGCUUGUGAAAUAUUUUUAUAAGCAUAAGUAGCAUUAAGUGUUCCAGUAUAAAAAUAUUAAUCGAAAUCCUACGACAAACAACCAAAACAAAAGAAUAACCCCACCUAUUUUAUCUAGGUAAUCAAAUGUCAUUGUCCCUGUCUUGUCAAAGUCCUCAGCCACUUAGUUGGUAUUAAAAUGAUCUGUGCUGCAUUUAGAAGAAUGAUAGUCAAAAGGUGGACAAAAAAAGAAGAAAGAUGACCACUGAAAGAGGGAGAAGUAACUUGUAGAAUCUGAUCUUUGGAGGAAAUCUAUUUUGUGUAGCCCACUUCAUACUUCUUAAACCUGACGUUUUCAGAGUGAUGAGCUUGGAAAAAAAUGUUCACAAUCAUUCUUCUGAGUAUUGAUAAGAUAAAAAUAUAAUUCUGUGUGUGUGACUUCUGUGCUUGUUAUAACUGGAGGAAGUUCCCUUGUGAUAUGACCAUUGUGUUGUUACUGAGCCAUGCUGUGUACCAUGAACUGCCUGCAGUUUUUUCAUCUCCAGCAAGGGACAGUGUGUGAUGCCAAAAGAAGAGAAUAAAGGAACAUGACAAAUGCACAAGUGUUUUCACAGCAAUGACAGCAACAUUCUCGAGACAGAGAUAUUGCACUUCUUGUAGGUACAGUAUAGAUUUGGUAAGAAGUGGAAUUAAACUUUGGUCUGUGAUCACUUAAUCUGAUUUUGCAUAAGUAUAAUUGUCAGGAAAUUGUUUUGCAGUAUAUUGGAAUAGCCAUACUCAAAUUUUAGUUCAACUACACAACAGAUGCGUGGUUGGAAGUCACAUCUCAAUUUUGACUCUCCCUUUCUGCAUAUGUGUAAUGAAGUGCACAACAAUGCUUUUUGAGAAUAUGCAAUGCACUAAUAGUCUAAUUUCCCUGUGUAUAGCUUCUCAUCAUUUUUAUUAUAUCUCAUUUUAAUUAUACUUAAUGCAAAUACUUCUUGUUCAGAGCUCUACUGGUUUUGUUCCCAUGAAGUGUUACAGGCGUUAAUUUCCAACCAGUAGUACAGCCACAAGAGAACUUUAAUUUGAAAUUAACUGUUUCAGUCAUUAAUUCAGAUGAUUGGAUUUUGCCAAGUCCUGUGUUAGUUUCUGCUAUGGAUUAAUUACUGUUUACUGUGUAAACUUACCUGAAUGGUUUGGGGUUUGAGUAUUGGUGUACCAUGCUGCUGUGCAUCUGCUGAACACAAAUAUUUAGCUUUUCUGUGUUCAUGUAAUUAGAUUAUUGUGUUAUAAAGAGUUUACAUACUGGAAGUUGAACAGUUACUUUGGUGUGUGCUCUUCUAUACCUUCCUGCCAAUUUCUUUUGCUUGUUUCUUUUAUGUAUGAGGCAAAACUAGGCUGGUCUCUUGUUGAAUCAUCUCCAGGAUUCUGGCGUCAAAUUGAUAGGCACCACAGAGGUGUCAGAAAUGGUUUUGGAAGUAUUAAAAACUUCCUUUCUCUGGAAUCUCUAGAAGCCCAUGGUGAUAAAAACCUGUCUGCUUACAAUUUCUGUCUAUUCACUUUGCAGUCCCCUGGGAUGUAAUUGCAGUGAUGCCUUCUGCUCACAGUCUUCAGUUGUAGACAAGGCCAGAAUUGUUAAUUCAUAUUACAAAAUACAAAAUGAAAUUUC